AUGAAAAGUCAAAUUGAGGAAAAAACCGAUCGCAGCAAAUAUGACCCAUCGCAAAACAAAGAAGAAAGACGUCAAAUUCGAGGAGAACUACGAAGGCUAGGCAAAAAGAUGGAAGGUAAUAUUAGAAUUACGAAAAAAAACAGCGAUACAGAUAAUGACGGUCUUAACGAAUGCAUUCUAAUGCAAAAUGAAGUAUAUGCAAGAAUCAAGAACGUAUCCGAAGCAACUAUCGAUUCCAAACUGCUGGUAUUGACAGCCGAUAUUGGUGCGCAAAAGGCACGUAACCUGAAGCUGGAUAGCGAUUUAUUCAACGCAGACGAAUUUGUGGGCAAAGUAAAGUCAUUGGGUAGUGGUAAUCGGUCUACGAUAAACUGGAAGCGGAUCGGUGCCAGAGCUUUCGAACACAGUCAGCGUGCACACAGCAUGGACUUUAUGCUCGGUCCAUUGUCAGUGGAGAAGAAGCAGCGCAAAACCGGCCGGCAAGUCCGUAUCAUCAAAAACAAAGAGGAUCUCGUUCAACCCACACAGCUCCAAGAAGGUGAUAUCGGCCAACAAGAAAAUGAAACCUCGGCUAAUGUCAACCAAAUCUAUAAAAUCUUGGACGAGUACGGCCCCGUUAACUAUCUUGAAUUUAUCACCAAUCCAGAAUCGUUCUCACAGUCCGUGGAGAACCUGUUUUAUGUAUCCUUUUUGAUCCGUAAUGCUGUGGCUGAAAUCGAUGAUUCGAGCGGCCAACCUAUUCUGUCAACACGAGCACCUCCAACGACCGAAGAGCUUGCUGAAGAACUCACAAAAAAGCAAAUUAUGAUGAGCUUGGAUAUUCAUCUGUGGAAGGAAAUUAUCGACACAUACGGAAUACGCUCCACCAUUAUACCCACUCGAUCUAAGCGACAUCAAGACAUGACCUCUACUAGAUGGUAUUAA
Messenger RNA from Zychaea mexicana, 924 nucleotides. Its product is annotated as Nse4 C-terminal-domain-containing protein. Bases 1 to 924 code for a protein of 307 amino acids. Gene Ontology annotation, biological process: DNA repair. The transcript has 6 exons. Lineage: Eukaryota; Fungi; Mucoromycota; Mucoromycetes; Mucorales; Lichtheimiaceae. Gene Ontology annotation, cellular component: Smc5-Smc6 complex; nucleus. The record is from RefSeq and is a predicted model, not a curated record.